GGUGUACGCUCCGGACUUUAGUGGGCGCUGUUCACAUUAGUAUGGUCUGUAAACGCCCAUCGCGCGCACAACAAAGAAGACAGCGGAGAUACUUUUGUAUUAAGAGCACGUGUUAAAAUGGCCUCAAAUCCGCCCGGACAAGGAUUUCAGGACAAAAACAGGGCUGCUAUUCUAGCUGAGUUGAAUAAAGAGAAGAGACGUCUGAUACAGAGUCAGUCUAUGAAUAACCCUGGAGCCAGCAUUCCACUCUCUAGACCAGCUGUAAAACAAGAGUUUAGGGAUCAGGCUGAACAGCAGCAUAUUGCAGCACAGCAAAAAGCAGCUUUACAGCAUGCACAUGCACACUCGUGCGGAUUCUUUAUCACUCAGGAUUCGUCAUUUGGUAAUCUUAUACUACCUGUGUUGCCAAGACUUGACCAGGACUAAAUGAACAGUUUUACAGACUGCAUCGCUGUUUAGAUUUACCUUUGUAUUGGAUGUAGAUGUGGUAGAUGAAAUUUUUUGUAAAUGAAAAAUUCCACCCUUUUUUUAGAUUGUUGUGCAUAUUUUUAGUGAUUAUACAUAAAGUGGAGUAAACUUAA
Misgurnus anguillicaudatus (oriental weatherfish) is the source of this 581-nucleotide messenger RNA. The record is from RefSeq and is a predicted model, not a curated record. NCBI's taxonomy places the organism in Eukaryota, Metazoa, Chordata, Actinopteri, Cypriniformes, Cobitidae.